Molecule: messenger RNA, 1488 nt
Organism: Carassius auratus (goldfish)
Lineage: Eukaryota; Metazoa; Chordata; Actinopteri; Cypriniformes; Cyprinidae
Product: leucine-rich repeat-containing protein 2-like
Exons: 9
Coding region: 13-1113 (366 amino acids)
Cellular component (GO): cytoplasm
Molecular function (GO): protein binding
Source: RefSeq, a predicted model, not a curated record
UUCCUCAGCAUCAUGAAGGCAGAGCGGAUCGGCGUGGACAUUCCCGUCUAUGACCUCUCUCUGAUCCGAGGCCUGUGGGAGGGACGUGUGAAGAAAUACAAGCAGCGGCAGAAGAAGGAGGAAGAGCGGAUCAGUAAAAGUGCUCUGGCCAAGGUGGAGCAGCAGUGGCAGUAUCGCAUUGCAUGCAGAAAGCUGAAGAGCGCUGAGGUCACAGCGCUGCAGUGUUAUCUGGAGAGAUCAGCGCUCAGUGAAACACACCUCCUGCCCAACGAUGACAAGGACAAUGAUGCAGACAACAAGAAGUUCAUUUUUGAGCUGAAUGGGAAAAAAUGGAUGAAAUUGCCUGAAGAUCUUCAGUACAUGACUUAUCUCAGGGAAUGGCACAUCCACGGGACCAGGAUUCCCGAGAUUCCCACUUACAUCAAGGCCUUUGUGGAUCUGCAUGUGCUGGACGUUCCCAAAAAUGGACUGACUAAGCUUCCUGCUGAGAUAGGGAAGCUGAUCAACCUGAGGGAAUUAAAUGUGAAUUAUAAUAAACUGUUAAGCAUUCCACCUGAACUCGGAGAAUGUGAGAAUCUGGAACGGUUAGAGAUGACCGCAAACGGAAAGCUGGCCGAGCUUCCCUUUGAGCUGAGUAAUCUAAAGAAAUUGACGCACUUGGACGUGGCAGAGAAUCAGUUUGCCGGUAUUCCUGUCUGUGUGCUCCGCAUGGAAAGCCUGAAGUGUCUGGACAUCAGCAACAACAGACUCAAAGACCUGCCGGAGGAUAUCGACAGACUCGAGUCAUUAGAGAUGCUGUUCCUUCACAAAAACAACGUGCGAUACGUGCCGAUGACCAUGACGAACCUCAUCCAUCUGAAGAUGCUGGUCAUCAGCGCAGACGAACUGUACAGCAUCCCGUCGCAAUUAGUCGACAAUCCUAACAUCAAAUUAAUCCGAUUAUAUGACAAUCCAAUAAACACCAACAAUGAAGACAUGAACGAGAUGAACACAGACGCAGAUGCUCAGGACGAGCGUGACAAGGAGUUCAUUAAGACAUACAUCGAGACUCUUCAAGACAGAGACAUUCAGCCGUCGUACACCACUAAAGUCUCCCUCAGCUGCCUGCUGUAGAACCAGACGACUGUAAAUAUGACACAAUCAUCUGCUUCAGAAUGACACCGAUUGAUAGCAGUGUGUUUUAAACGCGUCUCAUUCCGAGUUCAAACUGAAGAGCAGGUUACACUGGAUGAUAAGCUGUUAGUGUCUAAAGGGUUUGGGUUUACUAUUAUUAAAGAAAACUGCAGGCUUGAAGUUCACUAGUUAAAAUCUGAUCCCAAACCCAUUUUAAUUUGGUUUUCUGUGAAGAUUUCCAUCGUUUAGUUUGUUUGAUGUGACCAAACGUUUCACAGCAUGCUGUCUGCAAGUCGAUGUUUUAUAAGAUGUAUGAAAUGAGAAUUUAUUGUAAUUAAAUCAAUCAAAAUUCCAGUAAUAAAUAUGACAUGCAAA